Messenger RNA from Oncorhynchus keta (chum salmon), 637 nucleotides. RefSeq names its product receptor expression-enhancing protein 5-like. Lineage: Eukaryota; Metazoa; Chordata; Actinopteri; Salmoniformes; Salmonidae. The annotation marks the transcript as partial. The record is from RefSeq and is a predicted model, not a curated record. The transcript is spliced from 2 exons.
AGCACUUACUCAGAGAUUUAUUCUUGGCGGCGUUUUCUGGAAGCAUUGGGUGAGAACGUUCUUUUGUUUGUUUCCCCUCAGUGUGCCUUCUUGGUGUGGUGCAUGGCUCCAACUCCUUCUAACGGCUCCAUCCAGAUAUACACGCGGAUCAUCCGCCCCAUCUUCCUCAAGCACGAGUCCAAGAUUGACAACAUAGCCAAGGACCUCAAGGGCAAGGCGACAGAGGCUGCGGACAAGUUCAAAGAUGAAGCGAAGAAAGCGACGGCGAACAUAAUGUGGGAGGAGGGGAUGAAGAAGGACUCCUAAAGGCGACGCGAGGACAAAGUUCCCAAAGUUCAACAGCAUUGUCAUCUCUGGAGUGGACUGUGUUACACAGCUCAAUAAAUGUUGCCUUGGAUUUUUUUUUAUUGUUUAUUAUUUUAUAAAUUAUCUGAAGGAUAGCAUCUUGGUCUUGCACAGUUUGUCUGUAAAAAAAAAAAAAAACACAGCGAUAGAUGGUCACGUAUCCAAGAGUGAUGUAAAACCGUUUGAAACCUUUAACUUGUUUGCGUACCUUUCGGCUGUAAUGAGCCAGUGAUGUUUCCCCUCCUGCUACGCUUUAAGUACCCAAAUAAAAUAAAAAAGAAACUUGCUGUUA